Molecule: messenger RNA, 2217 nt
Organism: Periconia digitata
Lineage: Eukaryota; Fungi; Ascomycota; Dothideomycetes; Pleosporales; Periconiaceae
Source: the annotation of a GenBank genome assembly
GUAUCUACAAUUGUCAGCCUCAACAUGCAGGAGUACGACCCUGGUCCGAUCUUUGAAGAACCACAGAACGACGGAGACGAUAAUGUCGAUAUGAUGGAAGUAGACAACCUGGACGACGACCAAAAACCAAGUGAUUCGGAAAGAUUGUUGAUCUCGGUGGACUUUGGUACGACCUUUUCAUGUGUCGCAUACACUCGCGUGCACAAAGGAGUUCGACCUGGUGAGGUGAACAUCUCGCAAGUCAAUUGUGUCAACACGUUUGAUGACUACGAGCCGAGAGGCGAGAUGGCACAAAAGAGAGAAGAUGUCCCGAGCGAAUUGUGGUACAAUCCCGAUUUGGAUGACCAAGAUGACGUGGAGCACGAUCCGAUUGAUGUCGAAAACUAUCCAAGCGGGAAAGAAGAUCACUGGAAGAGCAGUUACGCAUCAUCUGACGAAGAUGAGCCAGAGAAGCCUAAAGAGGUCCUUUCGCGACAACGAACCCUGGAAUCUCAACCAAUGACCUCUUGCCCGGGCUGCUGGGGCUUCCAAGUUCAGAACCGGCUCAAGGAUGUUGAUAUUCCAAAGCAGGAACAAGGUCGCCUAUCAAGAUUCAAGCUUUUGCUCGACAAUAGUGAAGUCACAAAAGAAUAUAGACAUCGACUUCAAUAUACCUUAAGAACACUGAAGAGGAAGGGGUUGAUAGAAGACAAGAACGACAUUUACGCACAUUACCUCACCCAUCUACUUCAGAAUGCCAAAAGGCACCUGGAAAGAUCCAGGGAGCUGGAAGACAAUCCAUCUAUAGAGUUCAUACUCUGUGUUCCGGCAAAGUGGCCCAUAAAGGGAUCUCGAAUCCUUCAACAAGCAAUGGAAAGAGCUGUGUUAGGUGCGGGAUUUGGAUUGGAAGCACAGGAGAGUGUCCAUAAUCUCUUUAUUGUCACCGAACCAGAAGCUGCUGCAACGUGUGUGCUAGCUGAGAACCGUAACGAUAUAUACUUCAACGAAGUUGUCCUCAUCCUUGAUGCAGGAGGUGGAACUGUAGACGCUGUCACAUAUAGAGUGACUAACAAUGAGCCGCUCAGAAUGGACGCCGAAGUAGUCCCACCAGAAGGAAAACUAUGCGGGGCAAGCUUCAUCAAUGAAAGAUAUGAGAAACGCCUGAUGGAAAAGAUUCGAGAUGAGACAUACUUAAUCAAGAACGGAAAGACCUUGAAAAGCAUCGUUAAAGCUGAGAGCAUAAACUUUGAGAAUGGCCAGAAACGCCUCAUAGACCUCGACGAGAUUCGGUCAGGACCCUAUGUCGUGUACAUAGAUGACCUGAGAGAGGAUAAAACGAAAGGUUUGAAGCAAAACCGUCUCAUUCUAACACAUGAAGAUAUGGCGAAUAAAAUAUUUCUGGAUUCAUUGCGCGGAACAAGAGACAUCCUGAACAAUCAGUUGGAGCUCGCAGAAGGUCCUGAGAGGAAGGUCCAGAAAGUCAUAUUGACUGGUGGAUUUGGUCAAUCUCCUGCCCUAAGAAAUUAUUUAAGGGGGAAAUUGGAAAAGUACAAUCGAAGAAAGCAAGCAACCAUAGAAUUGCUGUAUCCCAAAUCGCCUUCCACAGCGGUCGCGAAAGGUGCUAUAUUGCGUGCCUUGAAAAAGGGCGAUGGGCCGGAAAGGAUCACCCAAUGCAGUUAUGGGUUUUUACGAGACGAAUUGUACGAGCCGGAAAAGUACCCCGAACACAGCAGAGCCCGAGCGAAGAUCGACGAAGCCGACGGGGAGCAAUACGUUGUCGAUACAAUCGAUUGGCUCAUCAGUGCGGGAGACCGAUUGCCCAACCGGAAAGAGUUCUCGAUUCCUGUUAUACACACAUUUGUUCUGAACAGUGAGAAGCUUGAAUGUGUAGAGGAAUUGUAUGUUUCAGAGAACAAACAUCAAUCUCAUUACAAGAAGGGCAACGCAAAAAAUAAAGGAGCUGAGCUAGCCGGUUCAAUAAUCGCAGACAUGACAUUUCUGCGAGAUGAAAACCACAUCCAGCCAGAGCGCCGGUCCGAAUCCAGUGAGUUGGACGAAGAGCCCGAACUACUUCACUGGGCGGUACGUUUCGAACUCGUUAUGAUUGUCGAAGGUCGAAAUCUUCGGUACCAGGCACGGUGGCCAGAGGCAAAAAAUCUUCGUGCCGGACAGCGGCCACAUAUCCGAGCACAAGCUCAGGUCUGCAUAGCUGCGGCUUUUCAACCAGGAACUGCAUGA